UCUCGCUCUGUUUGCAUCUAAACGAACAAAACAAAAAACUUUAAAAAAUGUCUGGACGUGGUAAAGGAGGAAAAGUUAAGGCUAAGGCCAAGUCUCGCUCAAACCGUGCUGGAUUACAAUUCCCAGUCGGUCGUAUUCACCGUCUUUUGCGCAAAGGCAACUAUGCUGAGCGUGUUGGUGCCGGUGCUCCGGUUUACUUAGCUGCCGUCAUGGAAUACUUGGCCGCUGAAGUUUUGGAGUUGGCAGGAAACGCUGCUCGUGACAACAAGAAGACCCGUAUCAUCCCACGUCACUUGCAAUUGGCCAUCCGUAAUGACGAAGAAUUGAACAAAUUGUUGUCCGGAGUCACAAUCGCACAAGGUGGUGUCUUGCCCAACAUCCAAGCUGUCUUGUUGCCCAAGAAGACCGAAAAAUCAUCAUAAAUUACUCGUCUCACGAUCUCACACAAACGGUCCUUUUCAGGACCAAC
Messenger RNA from Culicoides brevitarsis, 469 nucleotides. Its product is annotated as histone H2A. The transcript has a single exon. Bases 48 to 422 code for a protein of 124 amino acids. Gene Ontology annotation, biological process: heterochromatin formation. Gene Ontology annotation, molecular function: protein heterodimerization activity; structural constituent of chromatin; DNA binding. The record is from RefSeq and is a predicted model, not a curated record. Gene Ontology annotation, cellular component: chromatin; nucleosome. NCBI's taxonomy places the organism in Eukaryota, Metazoa, Arthropoda, Insecta, Diptera, Ceratopogonidae.